This is a messenger RNA of Aspergillus chevalieri, 1356 nucleotides long. RefSeq names its product putative MFS transporter. Gene Ontology annotation, molecular function: transmembrane transporter activity. Gene Ontology annotation, biological process: transmembrane transport. Bases 1 to 1356 code for a protein of 451 amino acids. The transcript is spliced from 5 exons. Lineage: Eukaryota; Fungi; Ascomycota; Eurotiomycetes; Eurotiales; Aspergillaceae. Gene Ontology annotation, cellular component: membrane. The record is from RefSeq and is a predicted model, not a curated record.
AUGGCUAUAACCUGUUUGACGCCAUUGGAACUGAAUAAUAGGCCAUCUGAAGUGCAGCCUACACCAGAACAGGCUGUGGAAUCAGAAAAUCCUAUCAAUGGUGAUGAUGAUCCUCCGGCGACCGCUGUCAAUGCUCUAGAGAGAUGGAAUUAUCCCCGACACAACAUCACUCGUCUCAUAGCCACCUUCUGGAGCUUCAUCGUGUCGGGAGCAAAUGAUGCUGCUUAUGGUGCUUUGAUCCCUUAUCUGGAAUCCUAUUAUGGCCUCAGUUACACUAUUGUCUCUCUGGUAUUUCUGUCUCCUUUGGGUGGAUAUGUGCUUGCCGCAUUGUUUAACAAUCGCAUCCACAACGCCUUUGGCCAGAGGGGAGUCGCGCUGCUGGCUCCAGGAUGCCACUUGAUCGCGUAUAUUGUCAACUCUCUGCAUCCGCCAUAUCCAGUGCUGGUAGUCUCCUUCAUCUUUGCAGGAUUCGGAAAUGGCCUCACGGACUCGGCUUGGAAUGCGUGGAUUGGCAAUAUGGCCAGGGCAGAUGAGAUUCUGGGUCUCUUGCACGGGUUCUAUGGUGCUGGCGCGGUGUUGAGUCCAUUGGCUGCUACAUCGCUCAUCACGAAGGCCAAUUGUCCGUGGUAUUAUUUCUACUAUAUCAUGAUUGCAUGUGCCGCGGUCGAGAUAGUACUGUGCGCAGCUACCUUUUGGAAAUCCACGAGCGCCGUAUUCCGUCAAGCUACCGCACGAUCACAAAAUGAGAAUCACAAGGGCGGCCUGCGACAAGCGUUGUUCACGUAUCCAUCGUCACGUGUAACCUGGCUCUGUGCCUUAUUCCUUCUGGGAUAUGUUGGAGUCGAGGUCGCGCUGGGAGGAUGGAUCGUGACUUUUAUGACCCAAGUGCGACACGGACCCGCAUUUGCCAGUGGUAUGACGGCCACUGGUUUCUGGCUCGGGAUUACAGUCGGCAGAGUGGCGUUGGGUUUUGUGACGCCUCGCGUGGGAGAGAAAAUCUCCGUUUCGGCUUACAUUAUUCUAUCGAUUGCAUUUGGCCUCAUCCUAUGGCUAGUCCCCCAGUUUUACGCUUCCGCCGUGGCCGUCGCCCUGCAAGGUUUCUUUCUGGGCCCGCUAUUCCCGGCGGUGGUGGUGGUGACGACAAAACUCUUGCCACGGCAUUUGCAUGUGAGUUCGAUCGGAUUUGCUGCCGCAUUUGGUGGGGGAGGCGCGGCCGUGCUUCCGUUUGCCGUGGGGGCUAUUGCCCAGUCGAAAGGGGUGAAAGUGCUCCAGCCGUUUAUUCUGGGGUUGUCCGGGGGGAUCCUGAUAUUAUGGCUGGGGUUGCCGCGGUUGAGCAAGAUCCACCGGGGGGAGUAA